AUGGCCCACAAGCUGGCCACCUUUGGCAAAGUCCUGCUGCGUCGCCGGGCGUUGGACUUCUCCGGGGAGGAAACCCGAUUCGCCCGCUGCCUGUCCACCCUCGACCUCAUCGCCCUGGGGGUCGGCUCCACCCUCGGCGCUGGCGUCUACGUCCUCGCUGGUGAGGUCGCCCGAGAAAAGGCCGGACCCGCCAUCGUCCUCUGCUUCCUCAUCGCCGCUCUGUCCUCCAUGUUGGCCGGCCUUUGCUACGCUGAGUUUGGCGCCCGUGUCCCCAAAACAGGCUCGGCGUACCUUUACAGCUACGUGACAGUGGGAGAAAUCUGGGCCUUCAUCACUGGCUGGAACCUCAUCCUCUCCUAUGUGAUAGGUACGGCCAGUGUGGCCAGGGCGUGGAGCUCAACAUUCGAUAGCUUGGUUGAGCAAAAGAUCUCUGGCUUCUUUAAAGCUUCCAUGACAAUGAAGGUGCCAGGAAAUGUGCUGGCUGAAUACCCGGACCUGUUCGCCCUCAUCCUGGUCCUGCUGCUCUCUGGACUUCUGGCCUUCGGUGUGAACGAGUCUGCUCUGGUGAAUAAGAUCUUCACGGGCGUCAAUCUGGUGGUCCUGGGCUUCGUUAUCAUCUCCGGCUUUGUGAAGGGGGACUCGGCCAACUGGAACCGGACGGAGGAAGACUACGUCCGCUACAUAAACAGCUCCAACAGCACUAAAACUCUCAAAGUUGAUGAGGAGUUUGGCGUAGGCGGCUUUGCUCCGUUCGGCCUGACUGGAGUCCUGUCUGGUGCCGCCACCUGCUUCUACGCCUUUGUGGGCUUCGACUGCAUCGCAACAACUAGCGAAGAGGCAAAGAACCCGAUGCGCUCCAUCCCUGUUGGCAUCGUGGCCUCGCUGCUGAUCUGUUUCUUCGCUUACUUCGGUGUGUCCGCCGCUCUCACGCUCAUGAUGCCGUACUACGAGCUGAACAGGCAGAGCCCCCUGCCCGAGGCCUUCAGCUACGUGGGCUGGUCCCCCGCCAGAUACAUCGUGGCUGUGGGCUCCCUCUGCGCUCUGUCCACCAGUCUCCUAGGCUCCAUGUUCCCGAUGCCCCGUGUGAUCUACGCCAUGGCGGAGGACGGCCUGCUGUUCCGUAUUCUAUCCAGGAUCAACGAGCGCACCAAGACUCCUCUCCUGGCUACCAUCGCUUCUGGCGUUGUUGCAGCUCUGAUGGCCUUCCUGUUCGACCUGGCAGCGCUGGUGGACCUCAUGUCUAUCGGAACUCUGUUGGCGUACUCUUUAGUGGCCAUCUGUGUCCUCAUCCUCAGGUACCAGCCCGGCAGACUGAAUUCCUCCAGCCAGACGGAGAAGCUGGUGGAGAUGGUGGAAGGGGAGAAGGUGGCCGUGAGCGGAGGAGACAGCGGUGACGAGUACGGCAUGGAGACGGAGGAGAAACCGCUCCGGGAGACUUUAACCAUCAAGCUGCUGUUCUGCCCGAGUGGAAAGGUCCCAACGCAGACGUCCGGGAACAUCGUCUACGCCACCACCGCUAUCAUCUCUGUUUUUAUCACUGUCCUCUGCGUUAUCCUGGCUAACUGUCUCAGAGAGCUGCUGGCGGGACAUGCAGGCGUCGUGGUGCCGUGUGUCAUCCUGACUUUACUCUGCGCCGUCUGUGUCAUCAUCAUCUGGAGGCAGCCGGAGAGCAAAGAGGCUCUCACCUUCAAGGUCCCUCUGCUGCCCUGGUUGCCCCUGUUCAGCGUUUUCGUCAACAUCUACCUCAUGAUGCAGCUGGACCGAGGAACAUGGUGCCGCUUCGCCGUCUGGAUGCUUAUCGGUUUCGCCAUCUACUUCCUAUACGGUAUUAAGAACAGCAGUGAAGCAGCCAGGCGGAAGUCCCCACGCAAAUACGCGCCCGCGCUGCAGACCAAGAGCCCGAUCUACAAGGGCGCCCCCGACGACAACAACGUGGAGGGAGGCAGCAGCCCCUGAUGCCCACUGCCGUAGACCUGGGGGGUGUUGCCAGAGCAACUACACACGUUUUGGCAGCGAGGUUGAACUGGCGGCCAAAUGCUGCGAUGUAGGGGGCCUGGAGCGCAGCCCUGGGUUUAAAGGGAGGAGAGGCAAGAGAGCGCCACACACACACAUCUUACCUCUGACUCCGAGGCUGAUUAACUUGAUGGCUAGACACUGUGACAGGCCCCUCUCUGGCCUAUGUGUCCAUUUAAUCUGUCUAUUCGUACUUAGCCUUAGCCCUCCGGGAGAUAUUUACCUGCCUAUAACAUGCUUUCGAUGGACCUAACUAACAAAGUGUACUGCGGCGCACCUGAAGCUGUUAAUUGGAAGAAUGUUAAAAUGUAACUGUUCCCGUCUUCACCACCUCCCCGUUACCGGUGCGCUGUAGAUCCACCGGCUAGUAGAGCUGCUGUCACUGAAUAUUAUGAGUUGAGCUAGUGAAGUUCCAAUGGUCAAGACACGUGGAUCAGUGAGUCUCACCCCCACAAUGUGCGAGAGCCUUUAGUAGAUAGUUUCUAGUUUAUUGGUCCUUUGUUCAUUGCAGCAGGCUGGUUGUUUGUGUGUAAACAAGCCGGCACUGAGUCUGUGCUUUACAGCAUCAGUGUGUUCGAUGUCAUCACACUGUACGGUUCAGUGUCCGAGGCUGAAGUCCACGCUUUACAGAGCUCCUGCUCCCAGAGAACAGCCAGACAGCAACUGUACACGGGACCUUUUUUAAGUCAUAUUAAGUUAGUUGCAUAUCGUUAACUAUCUGUUUCAUAUAGACUUUGUUGAAAUGGUAUUUUAUGGCUUUCAUUUUAACAUGAUCCAGAAAACAAAAUGUUUUUUAACUGCCCAAUGGGCAACAAACUUCUUUCUACCCUUUAAAGGGCCAUGAACUUGAUUUGAACGAAAAACUGCAAAGCAAGAGUCACAUCAUUAAUCCUCUGCUCUGCUUUCUGAUAGUGAAAACCCCAUCCAUCUCCAAAACAUGCUUUCAUACACUUAUUUGCCAAUAUUUGGUUUGAUAUGGGCAUGUACAUAUCUAUGAAUUUCAAAUAAUCGAAUUUGCUAAUUCCAGAUUUCCUUUACAUAUGUGUUUCAUGUCAUUCGCAUGGCUGCACCCAGAUAUUUCUGCAGAUCUGGGGAGGGUUGAUCAGAUUUGCACUUAAUGAGGUCAUUAAUCGCAUUACAUUUAAAUUAUUAUAAUCUGUCCACCUCUGGCUGAUCUGAGGGCUGGGGAUUGUUUCUGAAUGAGGGGUCUCUGUUUUUCAUCACCACUCAAAUAUCGCAUUCACCUUUUUUACUUGUGAAAAGACGCACAAAGGUUCUUGUUUAGUUUCAAGUCAAACUAAGGAAGAAUUAGAGAGUUUCCAUCACUUUCAUUUUAUUCAUCCGUAUUUUAUUUGUACUACUUUAUUAACUUCUACUGAUAGAUCUGUUAAUAUUCAAAUGUUUAUAGUAUUGUUUGUUUGGGAUAGCUUUUCUUUUUUGUUCGGCCUUUUUCACAUCAAUCUCAAUCAACUGGAUAUGCUUUUUAGGUGUUAAUGUAUUUUGAUUGUUACAUGUACAGUUUUUAGUGUGCUGAUCUUUUUUUGGUCUCCUGUUUUAAUGUUUAUUUGUUUCCCCUUUUGUCGAAAAUGUCUUGCAUCACCAAAUCUUAAAUCUUUUUGACCAAAUGAACUUGUUUUGGAAACUGGGCUUUCCAUUACAAACGACCAUUAAAAGUUGGUCUCUAAAUUGUGUAAUAUAUAUAUAAAAAGAAAUGUUUUAACCCCAACCCUCUGGAGUCUUUAUAACUUAUUGUUUAUAGUAUUUUUUUGUUUCUCUAGUAAACUGCUUUACUGUAGAUUGUACAGUAUUUGUUUAAAACCGUUUCUUCAUUUGUAUGAUGCUGUAUAUUAUACAAACACACUGUUUUAACAUAUAGGUGAGAAAUGUUUUACUUGUAAAUUACACUAAAGGCACUUCAUUUCAUAAUUAAUGCUGCUGAAACCCCUUUUUUUGAUGAAAAUGGUCCUGGUGGAUGCACUAUUCCGGCAUUUCUAUAGAUGCUGCCUGUUGUUGCUUAUGAAAUGUUCCCACCUUUUUUAGAUGUGUAAAAACAUGACAUAUCACACAAUGUUUGUGGAGAAGGGAGAUGAAGAAGAGGUAGAUUUGGAUUGAAUUGGGACUCGAUAACUUGGUGCCUAAAGAGCCAUCCUUCUGCCCGAGAGACACCGGGGCUGGAGAAACAAAGAGUCCAGCUGUAUCUCAGAAAAUAUUGAAAUAUUGAAAUACUUUCACUCUGAUAUCAUUAAAGGGUGUGUGGCUGUGGCUCCUGUCACUCAGAGCUCUUCAUUCUCAGUCCUCGUGCCUUUGAACAAUCCAUACCAUCAUCUUCCCUCCUCAUUGCUAUCUCAUUAACCGUAAUGAUCUAUUUUUCGCUUUGUUUUAUAUCCUGUACAUAUGGCUGUCAUGUAAAAAAAAGAAAAAGCUGUAUUUUCAAUGUUUUUUUUUUAAAAAUAAAAAUAAUUCAUGCUAAUGGAA
Molecule: messenger RNA, 4488 nt
Organism: Gymnodraco acuticeps
Lineage: Eukaryota; Metazoa; Chordata; Actinopteri; Perciformes; Bathydraconidae
Gene: slc7a3a
Product: solute carrier family 7 member 3a
Exons: 11
Coding region: 1-1956 (651 amino acids)
Biological process (GO): transmembrane transport; amino acid transport
Cellular component (GO): plasma membrane
Molecular function (GO): amino acid transmembrane transporter activity
Source: RefSeq, a predicted model, not a curated record